Suncus etruscus (white-toothed pygmy shrew) is the source of this 456-nucleotide messenger RNA. RefSeq names its product histone H2B type 1-C/E/F/G/I. NCBI's taxonomy places the organism in Eukaryota, Metazoa, Chordata, Mammalia, Eulipotyphla, Soricidae. The coding region runs from base 1 to 381 and encodes 126 amino acids. The transcript has a single exon. Gene Ontology annotation, cellular component: nucleosome. The record is from RefSeq and is a predicted model, not a curated record. Gene Ontology annotation, molecular function: protein heterodimerization activity; structural constituent of chromatin; DNA binding.
AUGCCGGAGCCAGCCAAGUCCGCACCCGCCCCGAAGAAGGGCUCGAAGAAGGCGGUGACCAAGGCGCAGAAGAAGGACGGCAAGAAGCGCAAGCGCAGCCGCAAGGAGAGCUACUCGGUGUACGUGUACAAGGUGCUGAAGCAGGUGCACCCCGACACGGGCAUCUCGUCCAAGGCCAUGGGCAUCAUGAACUCGUUCGUCAACGACAUCUUCGAGCGCAUCGCGGGCGAGGCGUCGCGCCUGGCGCACUACAACAAGCGCUCCACCAUCACGUCCCGCGAGAUCCAGACGGCCGUGCGCCUGCUGCUGCCCGGGGAGCUGGCCAAGCACGCCGUGUCCGAGGGCACCAAGGCCGUCACCAAGUACACCAGCUCCAAGUAAACUUUCUGCUGCUUGUACUAGUCCACCCAAAGGCUCUUUUCAGAGCCACCCAUCUUUUCAGAAAAACAGCUGGGC